AUGUCCAGCGUGGCGCACAGCCGCGUGUCGGCGCCGCUCGAGUUGACGACGAUGGAGAAGGCGACCGCGUACGUGCUGACCACGGCUAGUUCGCCGCCGCUGCUGAUGACCGGCGCGACGGCCAAUCAUAGCCGCUACGACGAGCUGUACAGCAUGCCGGCCUACACGCUGCUGCAGUCGCUCAACCGCUACUACACACCAGUGAUCAUCGCCGUCGGCGUGUUCGGCAACCUGCUCUCGUUCGUCGUCUUCAUCUUCACCUACCUGAACACGCGCUCGAGCAGCUAUUACCUGGCGGCGCUGGCGCUCGCCGACACGCUCUACCUGCUCACGCUGCUCAUGGUGUGGAUCACCGACAUGGGCGUCAACAUCUACCACAACAACGGCUGGUGCCAGCUGCUCAUCUACUCGUCGUCGGUGUGCAGCUUCCUGUCGGUGUGGUUCAUCGUCGCCUUCACCGUCGAGCGCUUCAUCGCCGUGCGCUACCCGCUGCACCGGCCGUCGAUGUGCACCGUAUCGCGCGCGAAGAUGGUCAUCGCCGCGCUGACAGUGUCCGGCAUGGUCAUGUACAGCUACGUGAUGUGGACGGCCGGCAUGGUGGACAUCGAGAACGGCUCGGGGCUGACCGCCUGCGGGCUGCUGCCCGUGCACGCGUACGCGCAGUCGGCGCUCAACCACGUCGACACGUUUCUCACGCUGAUCCUGCCCUUCGUCACCGUGCUCGUGCUCAACGUGCUCAUCACGAUCCAGAUCGUGCACUUCAAUCGCAAGUGCGUCGAGCUGGAGCCGAAGUUCGCGCAGCAGCACACGAACAUCGUCAGCUCGCGUACUCACAUCUCCAUCGCCAAGCUGCUGCUGCUCAUCUCGACGAUCUUCAUACUGCUGAACACGCCCAGCUACGUGAUCCGCAUACACGUGUUCGUGCGCACGCUCGCCGGCGGCGACGACGACGACGUCGGCGACGUCAUGUCGACGACCGAGAUGCUGCUGCAGAGCUACUUCAACCUGCUCUACUACACGAACUUCUCGGUGAACUUCGUGCUCUACUCGGUGUGCGGCAUCAACUUUCGGCGCGCGCUCGUGCGACUGCUGCGCGAGAAGCUGGGAGCGGCCGAGUACACGAAGAACACGCACCGCUACAAAUGA
This is a messenger RNA of Priapulus caudatus, 1146 nucleotides long. RefSeq names its product neuropeptides capa receptor-like. Bases 1 to 1146 code for a protein of 381 amino acids. The transcript has a single exon. Gene Ontology annotation, molecular function: G protein-coupled receptor activity. The record is from RefSeq and is a predicted model, not a curated record. Gene Ontology annotation, cellular component: plasma membrane. Gene Ontology annotation, biological process: G protein-coupled receptor signaling pathway. NCBI's taxonomy places the organism in Eukaryota, Metazoa, Priapulida, Priapulimorpha, Priapulimorphida, Priapulidae.